UAUAAUUACGGGGCUGUGUUCUUUGCUGGGUGUCUUUUGGUGGAGGAAUGCUUGUCACCUACUCCUUUUAACUUCUCAAAUCUCCACAACCAAGUUGGUGUGACUCAAAGACCAAAAGCUUUCAAGCUUCCUUCCACCUCUCUCUCUCUCUCUCUCUCUGUGUUAAUGGCGGAGAAGCACAAAUGCAAGCUCUGUUCCAGAACUUUCGCUCAUGGCAGAUCACUCGGCGGCCACAUGAAGGCCCAUUUCGCCACCCUCCCUCUUCCGCCCAGGCCUCAACCACCGCCUUCACCUUCAUUCUCGUCUUCCUCCUCACAAGAUUCCGACGACAAGGCUCUGAUUUAUGGCCUCAGAGAAAAUCCCAAGAAAAGCUUCAGGCUUGCAGAUCCUGGGUUCUCCCUUGUUGAUACUACUGCCUCUGUUAUUGUUCAGGACCGAGAGAGCGAGACCGAGUCAAAGAACCCAACUCGCCUUCGAUCCAAGCGAACCAGAACCCAGAGAUUACCAUCACCCAAGAAGCCUAAACCAAGUCUCUCCGAGUCGCCCGCUGAACCCGAACCGGCGAGCUCUGUUUCUGAAACUAGCACCGAAGAAGAUGUCGCUAUGUGUCUCAUUAUGCUGUCGAGAGACAAAUGGAAGAGAAACGCCGUAAAGAAAGAAGAAGAAGAUCGAGAAGGAGACGAGAAAUCGAAGCGAUUCGAGGAGAUCAAGGUGAAGAAAGGAGUUCGCGGGAAGCAUCAGUGUGAGAAAUGCAGAAAGACGUUUCGAUCGUUCCGAGCAUUGGAGAGUCACAGGAACGUUUGUUUUCGUGAUGAACAAGACGCUAUCAACAACAACAACGAUUCGAUCUUCCAAUGCCCAUUUUGUUAUAAGGUGUUUGGGUCUGGACAAGCACUUGGUGGCCACAAGAGAUCUCAUCUCCUUCAAUCUCCAUCAUCAACCUUGAACGAUUCUGCAAGAUUAAUCAAAGAAAGCUUCAUAGAUCUCAACUUACCAGCCCCAGCUCCAGCAGCAGCAGAAGAUGAACUCAGCGUGGUUUCUGAUGCAUAAUUCUCGGAUCGUUCUUCACGCAAUUCAGUAAAGCAAAUUCCUUUUUAGUUUUUUCCCCGCUUAUUUCUUGGUUAGAUCCAAAAGCUUUAGGUGGAACAACAACAAUCAUAGCUGUCUGCUAUGUUUAUACCUUUUAUAGACCUAGAUGUUGAAUUUGUAGCUAACACACCUGAGAUUUCUUUCUUUUCCUCCAUUGUUCCCCCCACAGCAAACCCAGUAAUUUGUUGGCAUUUUUUCGAGAUAUAACGGUGAACCAGAAUAUCUUUUUAU
Molecule: messenger RNA, 1320 nt
Organism: Neltuma alba
Lineage: Eukaryota; Viridiplantae; Streptophyta; Magnoliopsida; Fabales; Fabaceae
Product: zinc finger protein ZAT9-like
Exons: 1
Coding region: 166-1050 (294 amino acids)
Biological process (GO): regulation of DNA-templated transcription
Source: RefSeq, a predicted model, not a curated record